Pleurotus ostreatus (oyster mushroom) is the source of this 1035-nucleotide messenger RNA. RefSeq lists its product as uncharacterized. Lineage: Eukaryota; Fungi; Basidiomycota; Agaricomycetes; Agaricales; Pleurotaceae. The coding region runs from base 1 to 1035 and encodes 344 amino acids. The record is from RefSeq and is a predicted model, not a curated record. The transcript is spliced from 3 exons.
AUGGCCAGCGGCACUGACUGCAGAGAUGUUAGCUUGAGUAGUGCAUCUCCGCCUAUGGUGUCUCUGCCCAAUAGCCUUGCCACAUCACGUAACGGCAGCCGGACAAAAUUGCUCUUAUAUUGUGAGCUAGAGGAUGACAUGUCGGACGGCGUCUAUGAUUUUGGAAGGUUGCCAGCAGGCGAAGACUCGCGCCCAAGUUUUUGCCUCGUUCAUGAACGAUACCUCUGCCAACGAAGUCACACCCAUCUUCCUUCACUACUAGUCGACUCAGACGAGACACAUAACGAGAUGACCGCUCUCGACAGCGAGCUCGCAAGGUCACCGACAGAGGAACCGGAUUCGUCGGAGGAAACAGACGUUGCGCCCGCCGUGUCCGUUCCCACAGCACGACCAGGUGGUCGUGUGCGCUUUCGUUCUCGCGUACGCAUUGGUUCUGGGCUCAGCCGACAGCGUACAGACUCUUUCAGAUAUAGCGGGGAAUACGUUGGCACCGACAGCCAGCUCUUUGUGGGCGCAGCAUCCCUGUCUAGCUCACCGUCCUCCUCGAUAUCCGCCCCCCUCCGCUCUGAGCCCACGAACGACGACGAGCGUAGACCAGAAUGGGGGCCCCUUGGUCAACGCGUCAGGUUGUUUGCAUGUCGAAGCAAGGCCCGGUCCGCAAUGACACCGGCGCAGGAAAUGGAAAAAAGAGAUAGGCGGAGGCGAAAGCUCGGAUUACCCCCACUCGAUCCUUCAUCUUACCCCGGAGAUUCGAGAUUCGCUUCUCCGAAUGAAAACACGCCGCUGUUGGGUUCUCCAUAUCAGCGCCGGUCUAUGGCAUCCUGGUAUGCAGAACACGAGGGCGUACAGCCGGGGGAUACAUAUGAUUCAGAUGAUGAGAGAGAGGCAGAGUCGGAGGCAUCGAGACUAUCGAGGGAGGUAGAUCGGACAUUUGGCCCUUUGCCAGGGAGGCUGCUCAGUCGCCGUUGGUGGUGGUGGCAAAUCGAGCCUUUCGUGACGUGCAAUUGCACCAUCCAUGAGGACAACGAGUAUUGA